This is a messenger RNA of Coregonus sp. 'balchen', 22252 nucleotides long. NCBI's taxonomy places the organism in Eukaryota, Metazoa, Chordata, Actinopteri, Salmoniformes, Salmonidae. The record is from the annotation of a GenBank genome assembly.
AUGUGGCAGCUUCACACUCCUCAUUGUCCUCCCAAGCUCACCCAUUGGCUACAGACUGUGAGAAACUCCAACAAGCCCAAGACCCACACAUUCAUAUGCAGAUUUGGGACUGUAUAUAGGAGAAAUGAAGCCAGUAGAGAUCAGAUUCUCUCAACACUGAGACCUCUACAGCACAGAGAUCCAUCCAUGGUACCUACUAUCACUUCAGCUAUGAUCUACUCUAAGGAGCACCUGUCUCUGAAAAACAAGGUAAAUUGAAGAUUCAAAUUCAAUGACAUUUAUUCAGUUGUCUUUUUAAUUUUACAUUUUUUAUUUCACCUUUAUUUAACCUGGUAAGCCAGUUGAGAACAAGUUCUCAUUUACAACUGCGACCUGGCCAAGAUAAAGCAAAGCAGUGCGAUUAAAAACAACAACACAGAGUUAUGUGGGGUAAAACAAAACAUAAAGUCAAAAAAGACAACAGAAAAUAUAUAUACAGUGUGUGCAAAUGUAGCAAGUUAUGGAGGUAAGGCAAUAAAUAGGCUAUAGUGCAAAAUAAUUACAAUUAGUAUUAACACUGGAAUGAUAGAUGCGCAAGAGAUUAUGUGCAAAUAGAGAUACUGGGGUACAAAUUAGCAAAAUAAAUAACAAUAUAGGGAUGAGGUAGUUGGGUGGGCUAAUUUCAGAUGGGCUGUGUACAGGUGCAGUGAUCGGUAAGGUGCUCUGACAACUGAUGCUUAAAGUUAGUGAGGGAGAUAAGAGUCUCCAGCUUCAGAGAUUUUUGCAAUUUUCUUAUUUUUUUUUUGUAUUGAUUGAUUGUUUAUUUGUUUCAAUAAUGUCAUACACCAGAAUAAGGUUAUUAAUGACUCUUCGUCUCUUCUUGCAGCUAAGAAAGCCAGUGGUGAAGAAGUUACGCAGAUAUCGUAUCAACAACAGCAUUGAGCAUCUCAAGUCUCUCCUGGUUCCAGAGAUCCUCAAACAGCAGCCCGACUCCAAGCUGGACAAAGCCGACAUCCUGGAGAUGACAGUUUGCUUCCUGAGACGACAGCAACAGAACCAGCCAGUGAGCUCCUCCUCCUGCUGCUCAGCACCUGUCAAUCAGGGUUACUCCAGGUGUGUCCAAGAGAUUGUUCACUUCCUGUCUAAGGAUGAGGUGAAGACACAGUCCCAGAGAAGACUGCUGAGCCACUUCCAGAGCCUGCAGCCAUCCUCUGAUAAGAACAGGAGAGAGAUUGACCUGCCUCCCCAGCCCAGCACAGCAUCAGCAAAGAGAAGUCCAGUACCCCAUCGCCCUCUGGAGGCCCUGGUAGAGUCCUACAGACUGGAGCUCCAAUCAGACAAACACAAUGGAUGGACCAUAUUGGUCCAAGAUUAAUUUCAUGGAAAGUAAUGAGAAUAAGAAGAUAUCAUCUUCAUCCAUGUUUAAAAGUCUUGCUGGGAUUGAGACAUUCCAUUUCAGUUGUACUGAAGUUAAAAGGUUUUUCCAAGAAAACAAUCUUAUCUAUGAAAACUACGUUUUUGUAGUGUUAAUUGAAAUCAUCAUAACCUUUAUGUUUUGUGAAACAGGUUGAUUAUAUUGAUCAUGUGUUUAUAUUCAUGAUCAACAAUAACUUGAAUUGUCCUUCAUCAGAACCUUAAAACCAAAAUGGGUGUUAUAUCAUCAAUCUUUUUGUGAUUGUCUAUGAUUAAUCUGUUUAUAAGGUCAAAAUAUCAAUAAUUUUUUCCCACUACAUUUGUGUAGUGAUAUAGUCAUAUUGACAUUGUAUUGAGCAUCUUCUGUGAAGCAUGUAUUAGUUGUAUAUUUGAUAUUAAUCAACUUGAGCUACAGCAUCAAUGUUCCUCCAGGAGGAUUAUUUACCUAAACUGGGUAAAGUGGGCGGCAGGUAUCUUAGUAGUUAAGAGCGUUGUGCCAGUAACCGAAAGGUCGCUGGUUCUAAUCCCUGAGCCGACUAGGUGAAAAAUCUGUCUGUGCCUUUAAACAAGGCACUUAACCCUAAUUGCUCCUAUAAGUCGCUCUUGAUAAGAGCGUCUGCUAAAUGACUAAAAUGUAUACCUGUUAUCAUCACUCUGUGACUAGCAAUAUUUGAUCUGUUUUAAGAUGAUACCUUAUUUGUGAAAUUGUCGCUUACAUUAUUUGAAUAAUGUUUUUAUUGCAAAUGGGAGGACAAAUGUCUAAUUGAAAAACCCUUGUUUAUUUUAAACAAUUCUGUUGGUUUUUUCAAAGACAGUAACUGUGUAUCCUAUACUCUGAUAGAGUAUCAUGUCUUGGAGAUUUGUUCAAGUUCUUGUUGUGAUGUUUAAUCACUUUAUUUCUCUUGAAAUAUUUACCUUAAAUUAAGGUAUUGAUGGUGUGACUCAUUGAGUCAGUAUGAAUAAAUACACAAAUCAUUAAAUGAAAUAUUCUUGUCUGUUGCUUUAUUCUUUUCUUGACAAAGACAAUCCUCCAACAACAUUACAUUAAGAAAUUACUGAUUAAUGAAAUCCACAUAGAUUGUGGCUGAUAAAAAAAAUAAAAAAUAAAUCCCAAGAAUGUACAGAAUGAUAUUGACUGCAUUAGAAUGCAACACUCAAUCGAAUCAAUAUAUUUAUUUGCACCUCUGGGUGCUUUAUUCAAAAUCUACAGAGUCAGAUAAAUGUUAAGAGACAUUUGUAGUCAUACAUUAUUAUUUUACGAUAAUUGUUUUUGUGUAAAACAUAACAUUCAUAUCAUAUAUUGAUUGAGCAAAGGUGUAGUGAACCAUGUAGAGAUAAGUGAACAUCAAUCUGAGUUCUUUAGGAGGCAUGACGGAUGUUUUUUUUUUUUACUGAUGCACCUGUUUUAAAUAAAUCUAUUUUCAGCGUUUCAGAAUCUAUUCAAUGACUUUAGUUUGGUCAUAAUAUAUCAGUGAUUCCAGGUGUUGGGCCAAAACUAGUACUGUCAUUUUAGUGCUUUAAACGUUUAGGGCAGCUGUGCCCCUCAAACUCAAUAGCUAAUGUGAUGUGUAAUAAGACACACUUCUAUUGUUCCUCUAUUGAAAGCAGUGAAUGGAGAGAGAGUGUGGGAAACCGAGGAGAACUCACUCACAGAGCCCCUUUGGGACAAUAGACUGGGACCUCUACCCUGGACUGUCAGAGGUUAGAGAGGGGGUCUGGGUCUCUAUGGGGAAAUCAACCGAUACAUUUCUGAUAAUCCCACAACAUUUCAUGUUUAGUAUUUGGGUCUUGAAUUUAGAAAUCUGCUAAAACAUAUGUUUCUAAUAAAAGUUCAAGAUAUCAUUUUCUUGCAUUUUAAAUGCACUUUUAGGCAGUACUUGCACCUUCUUCAAGAUUAAUGCAAUUAAUGCAGUUUUUAUUUUGUUUGUAUGUGGGGCAUGGUUGAAAACAUUAUAUUUGUUUGUGUACACAUACACGAACAGCUUGAAUUGAUUCUCUGUAACAGUGAGUCUUUAUCUGUGCCUUAAGAUACAUAUUUCUGGAAUGAACUUCACCCCCAACUGCUUGAUAGGAACUGCUUGUGUAGAGAUUAAUGAUCAUUUAACAAGGCACACUUCUAUUGUUUAGUGGAAACUCUCUCAAUGGGCAAAGUGUGUGAAACCUCUGGAGAGAAGAUUCACAGUUUAGUGUCAUCAGGAUCAUCAGUCCCACCAGCACCUGUGAGUCUCUAUGGGUAAUAUGCAGACUUCUAUUGUUCAGUGGAUAGAAUGGGUGGGAGGGGGUAUUUUGGGUUAUUUCUUACACUUUCUUAUGAGGGAAAUACAAUAAAUAUUAAAUAAAGAAAACUAAUUUACUUACCCAAGUUAUUAAUGGCUUUUUCUAUCUUAAUGAUUGGCAGAGUUUUAUUCAGUACAUUCAUGUAGUUCAGUUGUUUUUGUGAUAAACAGUGAACAGCUCUCAAUUCCACUUAGGCAUACAAAAGUUAACCCUUUGUUGAUUAUAAUGAAACAAAUCACAGACAAAAUUUUUAAAAGAGUUCUCAUAAUCAUGUGUUCUAUGCCAUUAUAGGAUUAAUUUGUAUGUAUAAAGGUGUGUCUUGUUAGUAUAAUCUUGCCAGUGCUGAUCUUUCCCUCCAAAACCCAGAAGGUCUGUGAUGUCAGCCUCUAUCUAUAGUACAACACAGAGCCAACAGUCGUCACUAAUGGUCCACUGAGCAGCUUUUGUAAUGCAUUGAUCACAGCACACAGGACUCAGUGUGGGAAACUCAGAUCAGCUCUCUACUCACACUGACCAGUAGACUCAAGACAGAGGACACAUCUGCUACAUUUGAACUCCAGAAUGCUUGACCAUAUAACUUCUAAUAUUGAGAUAAGAGACCCCUUGCUAUUGAUAUGGAUUUUCUCUAAAAUACUGAAAAUAAAGAUAUUCAUUAUCCACUCACGUGUUAAUGUUGACUAAAAUCGUAUAUAUUCCAAAACAUUCUGACUAACUGAAAAGACAAACAUGCAUGAAAUUAAACAGGAAUGAAAAUGGUGACACAUUGUCAUAUAUCAUCAUAUUGUUAAAUAUAACUACCGGUAUGUGCAAUGUAAAACCAUAUUGCAGAGUCAUUCAUUAAUAUCAGAGUUAAUAUAAAUGGUGAAAGAAUAAAAUAUGCCUAAAUCAGUGAUGAAGCGUGGAUACAGAAUACUACAUUAAACAAUGUCCUUAUAGGUGGGGAUUAAUAACACUGUUCGUUUUUUUCGAGAAUCUGUGUCCGUCUCACACGUGUAAGUUGUAAUGAUGAGCGUGUGCUCUGUCAAUGUCAUUGAUCUCAACAUCAGGCAGCAGAUCUGUGGGUCACCACUUUCCCAGAUUCACACAGCGCUCUGUGAGUCUCUCUCCAUCACCCCCCACCCCUCCACCUGUUCCCCUGAGACGUGACCAUUGUCCCCCAGCAAUAAGAACACUGAGCAUGUGGCAGCUCCACACUCUUCAUUGUCCUCCCAAGCUCACCCAUUGGCUAAAGACUGUGAGAAACUCCAACAAGCCCAAGACCCACACAUUCAUAUGCAGAUUUGGGACUAUAUAUAGGGGAGAUGAAGCCAGUAGAGAUCAGAUUCUCUCAACACUGAGACCUCUACAGCACAGAGAUCCAGCCAUGGCACCUACAAUCACUUCAGAUAUGAUCUACUCUAAGGAGCACCUGACUCUGAAAAACAAGGUAAAUUGAAGAUAUAAAUUCAAUGACAUUUAUUCAAUUGCAUUGAUUGAUUGCUUAUUUGUUUCAAUAAUGUCAUACACCAGAAUAAGGUUAUUAAUGCCUCUCCUCGUCUCUUCUUGCAGCUAAGAAAGCCAGUAGUGGAGAAGUUACGCAGAGAUCGUAUCAACAACAGCAUUGAGCAACUCAAGUCUCUCCUGGUUCCAGAGAUCCUCAACCAGCAGCCCGACUCCAAGCUGGACAAAGCCGACAUCCUGGAGAUGACAGUUAGCUUCCUGAGACAACAGCAACAGAACCAGCCAGUGAGCUCCUCCUCCAGCUCAGCACCUGUCAAUCAGGGUUACUCCAGGUGUGUCCAAGAGAUUGUUCACUUCCUGUCUAAGGAUGAGGUGAAGACACAGUCCCAGAGAAGACUACUGAGCCACUUCCAGAGCCUGCAGCCAUCCUCUGAUAAGAACAGCAGGGAGAUUGACCUGCCUCCGCUGAGCUCCCCAGCCCAGCACAGCAUCAGCAAAGAGAAGAGUCCUGUCAACAGCUCCCUCUGGAGGCCCUGGUAGAGUCCUACAGACUGGAGCUCCACUCAAAACACAAUGGAUAGACCAUGUUGGUCUAAGAUUAAUUUAAUGGACAGUAAUGAGUAUAAGAAAAAUGUCUUCUUCAUCCUCUGCUUAUGCAGGAGUUUUUAAAAGUCUUGCUGUGAUUGAGACACUUCAUUUCAGUUGUACUGAAGUUAAAAGGUUUUCCAAGAAAACAAUUGGAUCUAUGAAAACUACAUUUUUGUAGUGUUAAUUGAAAUCAUCAUAACCUUUAUGUUUUGUGAAACGUGUUGAUUAUAUUGAUCAUGUGUUUAUAUUCAUGAUCAACAAUAACUUUAAUUGUCCUCCAUGAGAUCCUUUAAACCAAAAUGGGUGUUAUAUCAUCAAUCGGUUUGUGAUUGUCUAUGAUUGAUCUGUUUUUAAGGUCAAAAUAUCAGUCAUUUGUUUUACCACUACAUUUGUGUAGUGAUAUAGUCAUAUUAACAUUGUAUUGAGCAUCUUCUGUGAAGCAUGUAUCAGUUAUAUAUUUGAUAUGGAUCAACUUGAGCUACAGCAUCAAUGUUCCUCCAGGAGGAUUAUUUACCCAAACUGGGUAUUAUACCUGUUAUCAUCACUCUGUGAUUAGCAAUAUUUGAUCUGUUUUAAGAUUAUACCUAAUUUGUGAAAUUGUCACUUACAUUAUUUGAAUGAUGUGUUUAUUGCAAAUGGGAGAACAAAUGUCUAAUUGAAAAACCCUCGUUUAUUUUAAACAAUUAUGUUUUCUUUUAUAAAGACAGUAACUUUGUAUCCUAUUCUCUGAUAGAGUAUCAUGUCUUGGACAUUUGUUCAAGUUCUUGUUGUGAUGUUUAAUCACUAUUCCUCUUGAAAUAUUUACCUUACGUUAAGGUAUUGAUGGUGUGACUCAUUGAGUCAGUCAAAAUAAAUACACAAAUCAUCAAAUGAAAUAUUAUUGUCUGUUACUUCACUCUUUUCUCCACUGAAAUACGCUUCCAAUAGAGUUACAUUGCUGACUUAUGAUAUUCCACAUAUAGCUACUAGCUAGACUACAGUAUAUAGGGAAAAAUAAGAAAAAGCCUACUUUGAGCCAAGACUGUAAAAAAUUAUCUUGAAAGAAUGACACUAUACAGGUAUAUCAUUCACCUCUUGGUGCUUCGUUCAAAAUCUACAGAGUAAAAUAAAAUACAUUUCUAGCCAUAAUUUAUUAAUUCACAUGAUUAGUUUGAUGGAGUCAGAAAUGACUAACUAACGAUUUGGCUGUUUAUAAUUGGUCAUAUGAGUUCCCAGAGACAUGGCUGUGUUGUUUUUACUGAAACACCUGAUUUACAUUCAUUCAUUUUAGGUAUAUCAGAACGUAUUGCAAUAGCAUUUGCAUUCCAUGAUUUUUAGUUUGUACAUGAUAUACCAGUGAUUCAAGGUGUUAGGCCAAAACUGCUGCCGUCAUCUUAGUGCUCUAAAAGUUUAGGGCUGCCGUGCCGCAUAAUAUUAUGUGUAAUAAGACACACUUCUAUUGUUCCUCUAUUGAAAGCAGUGAAUGGAGAGAGAGUGUGGGAAACCGAGGAGAACUCACUCACAGAGCCCCUUUGGGACAAUAGACUGGGACCUCUACCUGGACUGUCAGAGGUUAGAGAGGGGGUCUGGGUCUCUAUGGGGAAUUUAAUCAAUAUAUUUCUGAUAAUCCCACAACAUUUAAUGUUCAGUAUUUGGAUCUUGAAAUUAGAAAUCUGCUAAAACAUAUUUUUCUAAUAAAAGUUCAAGAUAUCAAUUUUUUUGUACUUGCAUUUUUAAUGCACUUUUAGGCAGUACUUGCAUCUUCUUCAAGAUUAAUGCAAUUAAUGCAGUUUUUAUUCUGUUUGUUUGUGGGGCAUGGUUGAAAACAUGCUAUUUGUUUGUGUGCACAAACACAUAGAGCUUCAAUUGAUUCGCUGUAACAAUUAGUAUUUAUCUGUUGCUUAAGAUAAAUAUUUUUGUAAUGAGCUUCACCCCCAACUGCUUGAUAGGAACUGCUUGUGUAGAGAUUAAUGAUCAUUUAACAAGGCACACUUCUAUUGUUUAGUGGAAACUCUCUCAAUGGGCAAAGUGUGUGAAACCUCUGGAGAGAAGAUUCACAGUUUAGUGUCAUCAGGAUCAUCAGUCCCACCAGCACCUGUGAGUCUCUAUGGGUAAUAUGCACACUUCUAUUGUUCAGUGGAUAGAAUGGGUGGGAGGGGGUAUUUUGGGUUAUUUCUUACACUUUCUUAUGAGGGAAAUUCAAUAAUUAUUAAAUACCCAAGUUAUGAUAGGCUUUUUCUAUCUUGGUGAUGGACAGAGUUUUAUUCAGUACAUUCAUGUAGUUCAGUUGUUUGUGUGAUAAACAGUGAACAGCUCUCAAUUCCACUUAGGCAUACAAAAGAUAACCCUGUGUCGAUUUAUAACGUAACAAAUCACAGACAAUAAUUUUCAAAGAGUUCUCAUAAUCAUGUGGUCCUCUGUAGCUCAGCUGGUAGAGCACGGUUCUUGUAAAGCCAAGGUAGUGGGUUCGAUCCCCAGGACCACCCACACACAAAAAAAAUAAUGUAUGCACGCAUGUCUGUAAGAUGCUUUGGAUAAAAGUUUCUGCUAAAUGGCAUAUUAUUAUGUGUUCUAUGCCGUUAUAGGAUGAAUUUGUAUGUAUAAAGGUGUAUCUUGUUAGUAUAGUCUUGCCAGGGCUGAUCUUUCCCUCCAAAACCCAGAAGGUCUGUGAUGUCAGCCUCUGUCUAUAGUACAACACAGAGCCAAUGGUCCACUGAGCAGCUUUUGUAGUGCAUUGAUCACAGCACACAGGACUCAGUGUGGGAAACUCAGAUCAGCUCUCUACUCACACUGACCAGUAGCCUCAAGACAGAGGACACAUCUGCUACCUUUGAACCAGAAUGCUUGACCAUAUAACUUCUACUACUGAGUUAAGAGACCUGUUUCUAUUGAUGUGGAUUUUCUCUAAAAUACUGAAAAUAAAGAUAUUCAUUAUCCACUCACGUGUUAAUGUUGACUAAAAUCGUAUAUAUUCCAAAACAUUCUGACUAACUGAAAAGACAAACAUGCAUGAAAUUAAACAGGAAUGAAAAUGGUGACACAUUGUCAUAUAUCAUCAUAUUGUUAAAUAUAACUACCGGUAUGUGCAAUGUAAAACCAUAUUGCAGAGUCAUUCAUUAAUAUCAGAGGUCAUAUCCAUGGUGAAAUAAUAAAAUAUGCCUAAAUCAGUGAUGAAGAGUGGAUACAGAAUACUACAUUCAACUAUAUCCUUAAAGGUGGGGAUUAAUAACGCUGUACGUUUAAUUAGAGAAUCUGUGUCCGUCUCACACGUGUAAGUUGUAAUGAUGAGCGUGUGCUCUGUCAGUGUCAUUGAUCCCAACAUCAGGCAGCAGAUCUGUGGGUCACCACUUUCCCAGAUUCACACAGCGCUCUGUGAGUCUCUCUCCAUCACCCCCCACCCCUCCACCUGUUCCCCUGAGACGUGACCAUUGUGCCCCCAGCAAUAAGAACACUGAGCAUGUGGCAGCUCCACACUCCUCAUUGUCCUCCCAAGCUCACCCAUUGGCUACAGACUGUGAGAAACUCCAACAAGCCCAAGACCCACACACUCAUAUAAUAAUAAUAUGCCAUUUAGCAGACGCUUUUAUCCAAAGCGACUUACAGUCAUGCGUGCAUACAUUUUUGUGUAUGGGUGGUCCCGGGGAUCGAACCCACUACCUUGGCGUUACAAGCGCCGUGCUCUACCAGCUGAGCUACAGAGGACCACACCAUAUGCAGAUUUGGGACUAUAUAUAGGGGAGAUGAAGCCAGUAGAGAUCAGAUUCUCUCUACACUGAGACCUUUACAGCACAGAGAUCCAGCCAUGGCACCUACAAUCACUUCAGAGAUUAAUAACUGUAAGGAGCACCUGACUCUGACAAACAAGGUAAAUUGAAGAUUCAAAUUCAAUGACAUUUAUUCAGUAGUAUUGAUUGAUUGUUUAUUUGCUUCAAUAAUGUCAUACACCAGAAUAAGGUUAUUAAUGCCUCUCCUCGUCUCUUCUUGCAGCUAAGAAAGCCAGUGGUGGAGAAGUUACGCAGAGAUCGUAUCAACAACAGCAUUGAUCAACUCAAGUCUCUCCUGGGUCCAGAGAUCCUCAACCAGCAGCCCGACUCCAAGCUAGACAAAGCCGACAUCCUGGAGAUGACAGUUAGCUUCCUGAGACAACAGCAACAGAACCAGCCAGUGAGCUCCUCCUCCAGCUCAGCACCUGUCAAUUAUGUUUACUCCAGGUGUGUCCAAGAGAUUGUUCACUUCCUGUCUAAGGAUGAGGUGAAGACACAGUCCCAGAGAAGACUGCUGAGCCACUUCCAGAGCCUGCAGCCAUCCUCUGAUAAGAACAGCAGGGAGAUUGACCUGCCUCCGCUGAGCUCCCCAGCCCAGCACAGCAUCAGCAAAGAGAAGAGUCCUGUCAACAGCUCCCUCUGGAGGCCCUGGUAGAGUCCUACAGACUGGAGCUCCACUCAGACAAACACAAUGGACCAUGUUGGUCUAAGAUUCUUUUCAUGGACAGUAAUAAGAAUAAUAAGAGAUCUUCUUCUGCUUCUGCAGGAGUUUUUAAAGGUUUGGUGUGAUUGAGACAUUUCAUUUCAGUUGUAGUACGUUUUUCCAAGAAAACAAUCUGAUCGAUAAAAACAAUAUUUUUGUAGUGUUAAUUAAAAUCAUGAUAACCUUUGUUUUGUGAAACGUGUUGGUUACAUUGGUCAUGUCUUUAUAUUCAUGAUCAACAAUAACUUUAAUGGUCCUCCAUGAGAAACGUUAACCCAAAAUUGAUGUUAUAUCAUCAAUCUGUUUGUGAUUAUCUAUGACUGAUCUGUUUUUAAGGUCAAAAUAUGAGAGUUAUUUUUGUUACCACUACAUUUGUGUAGUGAUAUCGUCAUAUUGACAUUGUAUUGAGCAUCUUCUGUGAAGCAUGUAUCAGUUGUAUAUUUGAUAUUGAUCAACUUGAGCUACAGCAUCAAUGUUCCUCCAGGAGGAUUAUUUACCUAAACUGGGUACUAUACCUGUUUUCAUCACUCUGUGGUUAGCAAUAUUUAAUAUGUUUUAAGAUCAGACUUUAUUUGUGAAAUUGUUGCUCACAUUAUUUGAAUAAUGUGUUUAUUGUAAAUGGGAGAAAAACAUUUAUAAUUGAAAAACCCUUGUUUAUUUUAAACAAUUAUGUUUUAUUUUAUAAAAACAGUAACUGUGUAUCCUAUACUCUGAUAGAGUAUCAUGUCGUGGAGAUUUGUUCAAGUUCUUGUUGUGAUGUUUAAUCACUUUAUUUCUCUUGAAAUAUUUACCUUAAAUUACGGUAUUGAUGGUGUGACUCAUUGAGUCAGUCUGAAUGAAUACACAAAUCAUCAAAUGAAUUAUUAUUGUCUGUUGCUUUAUUAUUUUAUUGACAAAGACAAUCCUCCAACAACAUUACAUGGUUAAAUGACUGAUUAAUGAAAUUCCACAUAGAUUGUGGCUGAUGCAAAAACAAAACAAAAUUAUAAAGUGUUGUGGUCAGAUGAGACCAAAACGGAGCUCUUUGGCAUCAACUCAACUCGCCGUGUUUGGAGGAGGUGGAAUGCUGCCUAUGACCCCAAGAACACCAUCCCCAUCGUCAAACAUGGAGGUGGAAACAUUAUGCUUUGGGGGUGUUUUUCUGCUAAGGGGACAGGACAACUUCACCACAUCAAAGGGAUGAUGGAUGGGGCCAUGUACCGUCAAAUCUAGGGUGAGAACCUCCUUCCCUCAGCCAGGGCAUUGAAAAUGGGUCGUGGAUGGGUAUUCCAGCAUGACAAUGACCCAAAACACACGGCCAAGGCAACAAAGGAGUGGCUCAAGAAGAAGCACAUUAAGGUCCUGGAGUGGCCUAGCCAGUCUCCAGACCUUAAUCCCAUAGAAAAUCUGUGGAGGGAGCUGAAGGUUCGAGUUGCCAAACGUCAGCCUCGAAACCUUGACUUGGAGAAGAUCUGCAAAGAGGAGUGGGAAAAAAUCCCUCCUGAGAUGUGUGCAAACCUGGUGGCCAACUACAAGAAACGUCUGACCUCUGUGAUUGCCAACAAGGGUUUUGCCACCAAGUACUAAGUCAUGUUUUGCAGAGGGGUCAAAUACUUAUUUCCCUCAUUAAAAUACAAAUCAAUUUAUAACAUUUUUGACAUGUGUUUUUCUGGAUUUUUUUGUUGUUAUUCUGUCUCUCACUGUUCAAAUAAACCUACCAUUAAAAUUAUAGACUGAUAUUUCUUUGUCAGUGGGCAAACAUACAAAAUCAGCAGGGGAUCAAAUACUUUUUUCCCUCACUGUAUUACAUGUGGUCCUCUGUAGCUCAGCUGGUAGAGCACGGCGCUUGUAACGCCAAGGUAGUGGGUUCGAUCCCCGGGACCACCCAUACACAAAAAUGUAUGCACGCAUGACUGUAAGUCGCUUUGGAUAAAAGCGUCUGCUAAAUGGCUUAUUAUUAUUAUCACUUCCACGCGCCUGGUGAUGAUUCUGCGUGAUAAGCUAAUUUUCUCGAAUUGGCUUUUACUCUCAGGACAAAGUUUUCCAACCGGUCUCCACAAUACACUCUUUCACAAACUCCCCUUCAGCAAAAGGAUUGCUAUGCUUUGUGAUUUUAUGUGCCACUAGUAGCUUGCCGUAGUUAUGGAGUCUUGAGUAGAGCACCGUUUAGUAAACAUAUUCUGUUGGGCUUUUAAGUUUGUGGCAAGUUUUGAGGCCUUCCUUGCCUUUUCCUGAGAGGAUAGAUUGCUAGCGUAGUUAGCAUUCUUGCUUGAAAAAUGAUGAUUGAGAUUAUAUUCCUUAAAAACGGCAACACUUUCUUGGCAUAUCAGCCUUAUGUCCAAUAUCAGGAAAAAAGUAUUUUGCUGUCCAUUUUUCUUUAAACACACGACAUUCAGAGUCCACUUUUCUCAUUUUCAUAGCACUCAUUUUUCACAUCAAAAGUUGUCAAGCAAUGAAGUGGCUAUGAUGACUGAGCGCAUUCUGAAUCUGAAUGUAGGCCCAAAUACAGAGCGUGCUGCCAGGCUACAGCGCCAUCUAUUGGAGGUUGUUUGUAUAUCAUGGAAUUAGUAAUUUUAUGCCAAAAAUCGUAACUCAAAUAUAAUAAUAUUUAAAACAUUUAAAAAAUGUCUCGCGAGCCGGAUUGAAGUGCCAGGCGGGUCGUACUUUGCCCCCCUUUGCCUAGGUGCUUCAUAAAAAAUCUACAGAGUAAGAUAAAUGUUGAGACAUUUCUAGUCACAUACUAUUAUUUUACAAUAAUUGUUUUUAAGUAAAACAUAACAUUCAUAUUAUAUCUUGAUGGAGUAAAGGUGUGAUGAACCAUAGAGAGAUAAGUGAUCAUCAAUCUGAGUUCCUUUGGAGGCAUGACGGAUGUUUUUUUUACUGAGGCACCUGUUUUAAAUAAAUGUAUUUUCAGUGUUCAGAAUCUAUUAAAUUAUUUUAGUUUGGUCAUAAUAUAUCAGUGAUUCCAGGUGUUGGGCCAAAACUAGUACUGUCAUUUUAGUGCUUUAAACGUUUACGGCAGCUGUGCCCCUCAAACUCAAUAGCUAAUGUGAUGUGUAAUAAGACACACUUCUAUUGUUCCUCUAUUGAAAGCAGUGAAUGGAGAGAGAGUGUGGGAAACCGAGGAGAACUCACUCACAGAGCCCCUUUGGGACAAUAGACUGGGAGGUUAGAGAGGGGGUCUGGGUCUCUAUGGGGAAUUUAAUCAAUAUAUUUCUGAUAAUCCCACAACAUUUAAUGCUCAGAAUUUGGGUCUUGAAUUUAGAAAUCUGCAUAUGUUUCUAAUAAAAGUUCAAGAUAUCAUUUUUUUGCAUUUGCAUUUUUAUAGGACUUUUAGGCAGUACUUGCACCUUCUUCAAGAUUAAUGCAAUUAAUGCCGUUUUUAUUCUGUUUGUUUGUGGGGCAUGGUUGACAACAUUAUAUUUGUUUGUGUACACAUACACCUACAGCUUGAAUUGAUUCUCUGUAACAGUGAGUCUUUAUCAGUGGCUUAAGAUAAAUAUUUUUUGUAAUGAGCUUCACCCCCAAGGGCUUGAUAGGAACUGCUUGUGUAGAGAUGAAUUAUCAUUUAACAAGGCACACUUCUAUUGUUUAGUGGAAACUCUCUCAAUGGGCAAAGUGUGGGAAAGCUCUGGAGAGAAGAUUCACAGUUUAGUGUCAUCAGGAUCAUCAGUCCCACCAGCACCUGUGAGUCUCUAUGGGUAAUAUGCAGACUUCUAUUGUUCAGUGGAUAGAAUGGGUGGGAGGGAGUAUUUUGGGUUAUUUCUUACACUAUCUUAUGAGGAAAAUACAAUAAAUAUUAAAUAAAGAAAACUAAUUUACUUACCCAAGUUAUGAAUGGCUUUUUCUAUCUUAAUGAUGGACAGAGUUUUAUUCAGUACAUUCAUGUAGUUCACUUGUUUUUGUGAUAAACAGUGAACAGCUAUCAAUUCUAGUUAGGCAUACAAAAGUUAACCCUUGGUCGAUUUAUAACGUAACAAAUCACAGACAAUAAUUUUUAAAGAGUACUCAACAUCAUGUGUUCUAUGCCAUUCUAGGAUGAAUUUGUAUUUAUAAAGGUGUGUCUUGUUAGUAUAAUCUUGCCAGGGCUGAUCUUUCCCUCCAAAACCCAGAAGGUCUGUGAUGUCAGCCUCUGUCUAUAGUACAACACAGAGCCAACAGCCGUCACUAAUGGUCCACUGAGCAGCUUUUGUAGUGCAUUGAUCACAGCACACAGGACUCAGUGUGGGAAACUCAAAACAGCUCUCUACUCACACUGACCAGUAGCCUCAAGACAGAGGACACAUCUGCUACCUUUGAACUCCAGAAGAAACCCCUUGAUAUUGAUAUGGAUUACCCCUAAAAUACUGAAACCAAGCUGUACAUUAUCCUGGUAUCUAUCCACUCACCUGUUAAUGUUGACUAAAAUCGUAUAUAUUACAAAACAUUCGGACUAAUUGAAAAGACACGUAUGAAAUUAAACAGGAUUUAAAAUUAUGACACAUUGUCAUACAUCAUCAUAUUGUUAAAUGUAACUACCGGUACCAGUAUGUGCAAUGCAAAACCAUAUUGCAGAGUCAUUCAUUGCUAUCAGAGGUCAUAUCCAUGGUGAGAGAAUAAAAUGUAUCUAAAUCAGCGAUGAAGAGUGGAUACAGAAUACUACAUUCAACAAUGUCCUUAUAGGUAGGGAUUAAUAACACUGUACGUUUUAUUCAAGAAUCUGGGUCCGUCUCACACGUGUAAGUAGUAAUGAUGAGCGUGUGCUCUGUCAGUGUCAUUGAUCCCAACAUCAGGCAGCAGAUCUGUGGGUCACCACUUUCCCAGAUUCACACAGCGCUCUGUGAGUCUCUCUCCAUCACCCCCCACCCCUCCACCUGUUCCCCUGAUACGUGACCAUUGUCCCCCAGCAAUAAGAAUACUGAGCAUGUGGCAGCUCCACACUCCUCAUUGUCCUCCCAAGCUCACCCAUUGGCUACAAACUGUGAGAAACUCCAACAAGCCCAAGACCCACACAUUCAUAUGCAGAUUUGGGACUAUAUAUAGGAGUGAUGAAGUCAGUAGAAAUCAGAUUCUCUCAACACUGAGACCUCUACAGCACAGAGAUCCAGCCAUGGCACCUGCAAUCACUUCAGCUAUGAUCUAUUCUAAGCAGCACCUGACUUUGACAAACAAGGUAAAUUGAAAAUUCAAAUUCAAUGACAUUCAUUCAUUCAAUUGUUUUGAUUGAUUGUUUAUUUGUUUCAAUAAUGUCAUACACCAGUAUAAGGUUAUUAAUGCCUCUCCUCGUCUCUUCUUGCAGCUAAGAAAGCCAGUGGUGGAGAAGUUUCGCAGAGAUCGUAUCAACAACAGCAUUGAGCAGCUCAAGUCUCUCCUGGUUCCAGAGAUCCUCAACCAGCAGCCCGACUCCAAGCUGGACAAAGCCGACAUCCUGGAGAUGACAGUUAGCUUCCUGAGACAACAGCAACAGAACCAGCCAGUGAGCUCCUCCUCCUGCUCAGCACCUGUCAAUCAGGGUUACUCCAGGUGUGUCCAAGAGAUUGUUCACUUCCUGUCAAAGGAUGAGUUGAAGACACAGUCCCAGAGAAGACUGCUGUGCCACUUCCAGAGCCUGCAGCCAUCCUCUGAUAAGAACAGGAGGGAGAUUGACCUGCCUCCGCUGAGCUCCCCAGCCCAGCCCAGCAUCAGCAAAGAGAAGAGUCCAGUCAACAGCUCCCUCUGGAGGCCCUGGUAGAGUCCUACAGACUGGAGCUCCACUCAAAACACAAUGGAUAGACCAUGUUGGUCUAAGAUUAAUUUAAUGGACAGUAAUGAGUAUAAGAAAAACAUGUUCUUCAUCUUCUGCUUAUGCAGGAGUUUUUAAAAGUCUUGCUGUGAUUGAGACACUUCAUUUCAGUUGUUAAAGUGAAGUUAAAAAGUUUUUCCAAGAAAACAAUCUGAUCUAUGAAAACUACAUUUUUGUAGUGUUAAUUGAAAUCAUCACAACCUUUAUGUUUUGUGAAACGUGUUGAUUAUAUUGAUCAUGUGUUCAUAUUCAUGAUCAACAAUAACUUUAAUUGUCCUCCAUGAGAACCUUUAAACCAAAAUGGAUGUUGUAUCAUCAAUCUUUUUGUGAUAAUCUAUGACUGAUCUGUUUUUAAGGUCAAAAUAUUAUAUCUAUUUUUUUACCACUACAUUUAUGUAGUGAUAUAGUCAUAUUGACAUUGUAUUGAGGAUCUUCUGUGAAGCAUGUAUCAGUUAUAUAGUUGAUAUUGAUCAACGAGCUACAGCAUCAAUGUUCCUCCAGGAGGAUUAUUUACCCAAACUGGGUAUUAUACCUGUUAUCAUCACUCUGUGAUUAGCUAUAUUUGAUCUGUUUUAAGAUUAGACUUUAUUUGUGAAAUUGUCACUCACAUUAUUUGAAUAAUGUGUUUAUUGCAAAUAGGAGAAAAAAUGUCUAAUAGAAAAACCCUCGUUAAUUUUAAAUAAUUCUGUUGUCUUUUAUAAAGACAGUAACUUUGUAUCCUAUACUCUGAUAGAUUAUCAUGUCUUGGAGAUUUGUUGAAGUUCUUUUUGUGAUGUUUAAUCACUUUUUUUCUCUUGAAAUAUUUACCUUAAAUUAAGGUAUUGAUUGUGACUCAUUGAGUCAGUCUGAAUAAAUACACAAAUCAUCAAAUGAAAUAUUCUUGUCUGUUGCUUUAUUCUUUUCUUGACAAAGACAAUCCUCCAACAACAUUACAUGGUUAAAUGACUGAUUUAUGAAAUUCCACAUAGAUUAAGUGGCUGAUGCAAAAACAAAACAAAUCAUGUCCCAAGACUAUACAGAAUGAUUUUGGUUGCAUUAGAAAAUAACACUCAAUUCAAUCAAUAAUUUAAUUUAUACCUCUAAGUGCUUUAUUCAAAAUCUACAAUGUAAGAAAAAUGUUAAGAGAAUUUUCUACUUAAAUGUUAUUAUUCUACAGUCAUUGUUUUUGUGUAAAGUUAUUACAUGCUUUCUCUACGUUGAUGAUGGACAGAGUUUUAUUCAGUACAUUCAUGUAGUUCAGUUGUUUGUGUGAUAAACAGUGAACAGCUCUCAAUUCCAGUUAGGCAUACAAAAGACAACCCUUUGUCGAUUUAUAAUGAAACUCACACACAACAAUUUUCAAAAGAGUACUCAAAAUCAUGUGUUCUAUGCCAUUAUAGUGGGGUGAACAAAUAUUUGAUACACUGCCGAUUUUGCAGGUUUUCCUACUUACAAAGCAUGUAGAGGUCUGUAAUUUUUUAUCAUAGGUACACUUCAACUGUGAGAGACGGAAUCUAAAACAAAAAUCCAGAAAAUCACAUUGUAUGAUUUUUAAGUAAUUAAUGUGCAUUUUAUUGCAUGACAUAAGUAUUUGAUCACUUACCAACCAGUAAGAAUUCCGGCUCUCACAGACCUGUUCGUUUUUCUUUAAGAAGCCCUCCUGUUCUCCACUCAUUACCUGUAUUAACUGCACCUGUUUUAACUCGUUACCUGUAUAAAAGACACCUGUCCACACACUCAAUGAGACUCCAACCUCUCCACAAUGACCAGAGAGCUGUGUAAGGACAUCAGGGAUACAAUUAUAGACCUGCACAAGGCUGGGAUGGGCUACAGGACAAUAGGCAAGCAGCUUGGUGAGAAGGCAACAACUGUUGGCGCAAUUAUUAGAAAAUGGAAGAAGUUCAAGAUGACGGUCAAUCACCCUCGGUCUGGGGCUCCAUGCAAGAUCUCACCUCGUGGGGCAUCAAUGAUCAUGAGGAAGGUGAGGGAUCAGCCCAGAACUACACGGCAGGACCUGGUCAAUGACCUGAAGAGAGCUGGGACCACAGUCUCAAAGAAAACCAUUAGUAACACACUACGCCGUCAUGGAUUAAAAUUCUGCAGCGCAUGCAAGGUCCCCCUGCUCAAGCCAGCGCAUGUCCAGGCCCGUCUGAAGUUUGCCAAUGACCAUCUGGAUGAUCCAGAGGAGGAAUGGGAGAAGGUCAUGUUGUCUGAUGAGACAAAAAUAGAGCUUUUUGGUCUAAACUCCACUCGCCGCGUUUGGAGGAAGAAGAAGGAUGAGUACAACCCCAAGAACACCAUCCCAACCGUGAAGCAUGGAGGUGGAAACAUCAUUUUUGGGGAUGCUUUUCUGCAAAGGGGACAGGACGACUGCACCGUAUUGAGGGGAGGAUGGAUGGGGCCAUGUAUCGCGAGAUCUUGGCCAACAACCUCCUUCCCUCAGUAAGAGCAUUGAAGAUGGGUCGUGGCUGGGUCUUCCAGCAAGACAACGACCCGAAACACACAGCCAGGGCAACUAAGGAGUGGCUCCGUAAGAAGCAUCUCAAGGUCCUGGAGUGGCCUAGCCAGUCUCCAGACCUGAACCCAAUAGAAAAUAUUUGGAGGGAGCUGAAAGUCCGUAUUGCCCAGCGACAGCCCCGAAACCUGAAGGAUCUGGAGAAGGUCUGUAUGGAGGAGUGGGCCAAAAUCCCUGCUGCAGUGUGUGCAAACCUGGUCAAGACCUACAGGAAACGUAUGAUCUUUGUAAUUGCAAACAAAGGCUUCUGUACCAAAUAUUAAGUUCUGCUUUUCUGAUGUAUCAAAUACUCAUGUCAUGCAAUAAAAUGCAAAUUAAUUACUUAAAAAUCAUACAAUGUGAUUUUCUGGAUUUUUGUUUUAGAUUCCGUCUCUCACAGUUGAAUUGUACCUAUGAUAAAAAUUACAGACCUCUAAAUGCUUUGGAAGUAGGAAAACCUGCAAAAUCGGCAGUGUAUCAAAUACUUGUUCUCCCCACUGUAUAUGUAUAAAGGUGUGUCUUGUUAGUAUAAUCUUGCCAGUGCUGAUCUUUCCCUCCAAAACCCAGAAGGUCUGUGAUGUCAGCCUCUAUCUAUAGUACAACACAGAGCCAACAGUCGUCACUAAUGGUCCACUGAGCAGCUUUUGUAGUGCAUUGAUCACAGACACAGGACUCAGUGUGGGAAACUCAGAUCAGCUCUCUACUCACACUGACCAGUAGCCUCAAGACAGAGGACACAUCUGCUACCUUUGAACUCCAGAAUGCUUGACCAUAUAACUACUGCUACUGAGUUAAGAGACCCCUUGCUAUUGAUGGAUUACCUCUAAAAUACUGAAAACCAAGCUAUACAUUAUCCUGGUAUCUAUCCACUUUAAUGGAAGCCUCUCAAACAUAAUUCAGGUAGAAUCAGGAAUUCCCCAGGGCAGCUGUCUAGGCCCCUUGCUUUUUUCCAUCUUUACUAACGACAUGCCACUGGCUUUGAGUAAAGCCAGUGUGUCUAUGUAUGCGGAUGACUCAACACUAUACACGUCAGCUACUACAGCAACUGAAAUAACUGCAACACUUAACAAAGAGUUGCAGUUAGUUUCAGAAUUGGUGGCAAGGAAUAAGUUAGUCCUGAAUAUUUCCAAAACUAAAAGCAUUGUAUUUGGGUCAAAUCAUUCACUAAACCCUAAACCUCAACUAUAUCUCAUAAUUAAUAAUGUGGAAAUUGAGCAAGUUGAGGUGACUAAACUGCUUUGAGUAACCCUGGAUUGUAGACUGUCAUGGUCAAAGCAUAUUGAUACAACAGUAGCUUGUGGGUUCGAUUCCCACGGGGGGCCCGUAUGAAAAUGUAUGCACUCACUAACUGUAAGUGGCUCUGGAUAAGAGCGUCUGCUAAAUGACUAAAAUGUAAAUGUAAAAAUGAGAAGUAUGUCCAUAAUUAAGCGCUGCUCUUGCCUUCUUAACAACACUAUCAACAAGGCAGGUCCUACAGGCCCUAAUUUUGAUGCACCUAGACUACUGUUCAGUAGUGUGGUCAGGUGCCACAAAGAGGGACUUGGGAAAAUUGCAGUUAAAAGUACAUGGAGAGCUAACAUUGAUGACAUGCAUGUCAGUCUCUCCUGGCUCAGAGUGGUAGAGAGAUUGACUUCAUCACUGCUUGUUUUUGUGAGAGGUGUCGACGAGCUGAAUGUACCGAGCUGUCUGUUUGGAAUACUGGCACACAGCUCGGACACCCAUGCAUACCCCACAAGACAUGCCGUCAGAGGUCUCUUCACAGUCCCUAAGUCCAGAACGGACUAUGGGAGGCGCACAAAACUACAUAGAGCCAUGACUACAUGGAACUCUAUUCCACAUCAGGUAACUGAUGCAAGCAGUAGAAUCAGAUUUAGAAAACAGGUAAAAAUACACCUUGUGGAACAGCGGGGACUAUGAAGAGACACACACACAGGCACAUACACACAUCCAUAUAGACUCUCACUCUACACACACGUACACAUGGAUGUUGUAUUGUAAAUAUGUGAUAGUGGAGUAGUGGCUUGAGGGAACACACUAAAUGUAUUGGGUAAAGUGUAAUGAAAUAUAAUGUCAUGUAAUAUUUUAAAUUGUAUUGCCUUAAUGUUGCAGGACCCCAGGAAGAGUAGCUGUUCCCUUGGCAGCAGCUAAUGGGGAUCCUUAAUAAAUACAAAUACAAAUACACUCACCUGUUAAUGUUGACUAAAAUUGUAUAUAUUCCAAAACAUUCUGACUAACUGAAAAGACAAACAUGCAUGAAACUAAACAGGAAUUAAAAUGACGACACAUUGUCAUAUAUCAUCAUAUUGUUAAAUAUAACUACCGGUAUGUGCAAUGUAAAAGCAUAUUGCAGAGUCAUUCAUUAAUAUCAGAGGUCAUAUCCAUGGUGAAAUAAUAAAAUGUGUCUAAAUUGUGAUACAGCAUGGGUACAGGUCCUCCCGAGUGGCGCAGCGGUUUUAGGCACUGCAUCGCAGUGCUUGAGGUGACCCUACAGACCCGGGUUCAAUCCCAGGCUGUGACCGGGAGUUCCAUAGGGCACAAGUUGUCCGGGUUAGGGGAAGGAGGGUUUGGCCGGGGGGGAGGGGCUUUACCCAGCUCAUUGUGCUCUUGUGGCGGGCUGCAGGCUGACUUCAGUUGCCUGUUGAACAGUGUUUCCUGCGACACAUUGGUGCAGCUGGCUUCCGGGUUAAGCGGGAGGGUGUUAAGAAGUGUGGUUUGGUGGAUACAUUUUCGGAGGACGCAUGACUCGACCUUCGCCUCUCCUGAGCCCGUUGUGGAGUUGCAGCGAUGAGACUGGAUCGCAUUUGGAUAUCACAAAAUUGGGGGUAAAAUACAAAAACAUAACAUGAAUACUACAUUCAACAAUGUCCUUAUAGGUGGGGAUUAAUAACAAUCUACAUUUUAUUAGAGAAUCUAUGUCAGUCUCACACAUGUAAGUUGUAAUAAUGAGCGUAUGCUCUGUCAUCGAUCCCAACAUCAGGCAGCAGAUCUGGGGGUCACCACUUUCCCAGAUUCCCACAGUGUUCUGUGAGUCACUCUCCAUCACCUCCCACCCCACCACCUGUUCCCCUGAGACGUUACCAUUGUCGCCCAGCAAUAAGAACACUGAGCAUGUAGCAGCUCCACACUCUUCAUUGUCCUCCAAGCUCACCCAUUGGCUACAGACUGUGAGAAACUCCAACAAGCCCAAGACCCACAUAUUAAUAUGCAGAUUUGGGACUAUAUAUAGGAGAGAUGAAGCCAGUAGAGAUCAGAUUAUCUCUACACAGACCUCUACAGCACAGAGAUCCAGCCAUGGCACCUACAAUCGCUUAAUGUAUGAUCUACUCUAAGUAGCACCUGUCUGACAAACAAGGUAAAUUGAAUAUUCAAAUUCAAUGACAUUUAUUCAAUUAUAUUGAUUGAUUGUUUAUUUGCUUCAAUAAUGUCAUACUCCAGAAUGAGGUUAUUAAUGCCUCUCCUCGUCUCUUCUUGCAGCUAAGAAAGCCAGUGGUGGAGAAGUUAUGCAGAGAUCGUAUCAGCAACAGCAUUGAGCAGUCUUUUCUGGUUCCAGAGAUCCUCAACCAGCAGCCUGCCUCCAAGCUGGAGAAUGUCGACAUCCUGGAGAUGACAGUUUGCUUCCUGAGAUGACAAUAGAACCAGCCAAUCAGCUCCUCCUCCUGCUCAGCACCUGUCAAUCAGGGUUACUCCAGGUGUGUUCAAGAGAUUGUUCACUUCCUGUCUAAAAUGAGGUGAGGACACAGUCCCAGAGAAGACUGCUGAGCCACUUCCAGAGCCUGCAGCCAUCCUCUGAUAAGAACAGCAGGGAGAUUGACCUGCCUCCGCUGAGCUCCCCAGCCCAGCACAGCAUCAGCAAAGAGAAGUGUCCUGUCAACAGCGCCCUCUGGAGGCCCUUUUAG